UGUCGGAGUCUCAGCUCCAAGUCAGCCAUUCGAUAAAGAGCAACAACACAGUAGACGUCGUUUCGUCACAUCCCCCGUGAAUUUAAACACUUUAAACCCCCGAAAUAGACUGAAUAACUCGAUUUUUCAGUUAAUAUUUAUCAUCGGGCCGAUCGGAGAGAAAUGGAACCUGAAAAAAUUCGUAUUAUCGAGUUGUUAUCCCGCCAGACGUUUUAUCAAUACGGUGAUAUCAAAGGGGAGAGUGUCCUGACAGUUAUGAAUUAUCGGGGAUUUUAAUAAUUUUUUUUCUGCUCAUUGAAAAAUUCAUUCGGGUGAACGAUCGAGUCGAGGGGAAAUUUUUUCGAAGUUUUUGGGACUCCUCCAGGGGUCUCAGCGCCAUUGUCUCACAUUAAAAAAAAAAAAAUCCUUUGAAUGCGGAAAUUUCGAGUGAUUCGUGUUGAGUGAAGUUUUUCCGGUGGACUAAAUUUAAUUUUUUUGACUCGACAUCUCUGGGGGCCCUUCACGAUGUGGUGUCUCGUCAGCCAGGCAAACUCUGUUAUUCUCGAGGUGCAGGUGGACCCCAGGGCCAUCGGACGGGAGUGCCUUGAAAAGGCGUGCAACUGCUUGGGCAUCAGCAAGGAGUGCGAUUAUUUUGGAUUGAAGUAUCAGAAUGCCAAGGGUGAGGAGUUGUGGCUCAAUCUGAGAAAUCCCAUUGAUCGACAGACCGGUGGAGGAGGUGGUGUUGCACCUCUCAGAUUUGCAUUGAGGGUGAAAUUUUGGGUACCACCUCACCUGUUGCUGCAGGAAGCCACCAGACAUCAAUUCUACCUGCACUCGCGUCUUGAACUGGUUGAGGGCCGUCUCAAAGUGCCAGAUUGGUGUUCAGUGGCGCGUCUGGUUGCUCUGGUUGCCCAAGCUGAGGCUGGGGAUUACGAUCCUCUGUCACCACCCCACGGCCUCUAUUCCCAGUGCUGUCAGAUACAACCUGAUAAGCCCUGUGAUCCGAAACCUAAUGACUUCCUGCAUAGAAUCAUUCAGCAGCACAAGGAGAUCAAAGGUAUGAAAGCUUCAACAGCUGAGUACUGGCUCCUCAAAGAAGUCUCCAAUUUGGAUACAUUCGGCCAGGAAAUGUUUCACAGUAAAUUCGGGUCAAAUGCUGUGUCAAUGAUUGGCGUUGGGCCCCACGGAAUUACUGUUUAUCGAGGGGACAACGAUGAGAAACAAAAUAUUCCAUAUACAGCAAUUCAAAGUGCUACUUCACAAAGACGAAUGUUUCACUUAAUUUACCUGUCCCUGGACGGUGAGGAAACCUCACUGGACUUCAAAUUGGACUCUAGUCAAUCAGCGAGUGGAUUGUAUCGGGCAAUAACUGAGAAGCACGCUUUUUACAGCUGCGAAACAGUGAGGAGUGCCGUUACAGCACAGUUUAUACGCGAUCUCAAGGGUACUAUUAUCUCUAUUUUUAAUGAAGACUCCACACUGGGAAAAAAAUACGUAUUCGAUAUCAGGAGGACUUGUCGAGAGGUUUAUGAUAAUGCCAGGAGAGCAUUGUACUGUGAGACUACCAAUAUCGGGCUUCCAGAGGCCAGUCAGACGAUGGAUAAACAUGACUGCGGGGAUUGCGAGAAUCCCAAGUGCAAAGAGUCGCGUGAGUGUCUAGCUCGCCUGCUAGAUGCCAUGCUAUGCCGUAUAUGCAUGGACCGUAGCUUGGACACAGCGCUAUUUCCCUGUGGUCAUGCUGUGGCGUGUUUGGACUGUGCGCGUAGAUGUGAGCGUUGUCCACUGUGUCGUGCAGAUAUUGAUCACUGUAGAACAAUAUAUCUGCCCAUUGAGCUUGCACACGUGGACAAACACAAUUUCAAACAUACAACAGACAACAGGAGUGAAACAACCCAAGCCCAACGACAAUCUAAUCCCCUGGAUAACGAUAAUUUCAUUGAACCCCAGAGCGUUGUUAAUACGGCAAUUUGAGAGCGGUUUGUCAAGCGAAGAUUCGAGACGAUUGAAAAAUUACUGAGAAUCUUCACUUGUAAAAUUGAUAGGCAUCAACAAAUCGAUUGAAUUAUCAUCAUAAUUCCCUCAGUUGUCUCGAUGAAUAUGUUCAUUGAAAUGCUUGUGCGACUCGUUUUAUGCUGUGAUGAAAAAAAUUAAUUAUUAAUUAAGGAUUAACGAUAUUGAUGAUAAAGUGCUUUAGCAGUAUAAAAAAAAAAGAGAGAAAAAGAAAAACUUUCGAGGAACAUUGUUGCAAAUUAUUUCAUCAAUCCCCCGA
This is a messenger RNA of Diachasma alloeum, 2248 nucleotides long. It is a transcript of the gene dnr1, whose product is annotated as E3 ubiquitin-protein ligase MYLIP. Lineage: Eukaryota; Metazoa; Arthropoda; Insecta; Hymenoptera; Braconidae. Gene Ontology annotation, molecular function: ubiquitin-protein transferase activity. Gene Ontology annotation, biological process: ubiquitin-dependent protein catabolic process. The coding region runs from base 505 to 1950 and encodes 481 amino acids. The transcript is spliced from 7 exons. Gene Ontology annotation, cellular component: cytoskeleton. The record is from RefSeq and is a predicted model, not a curated record.